AUGACUACACCGGGCCACGUUCCAGACCCAGGUCAAGAAAAAGAAGAGUUUGAUUUCGAGCUCGACCACAACCCCCAGGACCAUGCCGUCCAAGAAACACAGCCUGCCGACAGCCAUGUCCCCCAGGACCACCACGACCAGGACCACCAUCACCAGCCACAACAGUAUUAUGGUGAGGAUGAUAGUUACGAGAUGGAAAAGGGCGAAUCGGCAUCUCCCGAAGAAGGCGACAACAAGCUCCCACAACAGCCUCGAUCUCUAGCACGCAGAAUCAGCGAGGACUUCUUCUCGAUUCGACCCCGACGUCACAGAACUGUCGACGAUCCCACCCCGCGACGCGAGAUGCUCAACAACACAAAACGGUCCUUCCCCAACCGAGCACCCGGUCCUCCACAACACCACUUCUUCUGGCGAUUCUUUCAUCCGUGGUGGUUCACGGAUCAUCUCAAUCUCGAUGGCUUCAUUGUCAUUCUGCGUGACUGGAUCGUCUCUUUCACCAUCAUCAUUCUGAUGGUGGUACACAAGUCGGCGCGGUGGCUGGGUCCCUCGUGCUACCUCGGCCUCGUCAUGUCUAUUGUCAUGCCUUCGGGCCAGCUGUCCAUCAUCUCGGCGUUUGUGAUCAACGUCCUGCUCAUGUUCUUCAUCAUGACGGGAUGGGUCUGCGCCAACAUUGUCCCCAUGCGAAUUAGCAACACGUAUUUCUACGACCGAUGGACAGUAACCGACUUUAUGCAGGACGUUGUAAACAGAGGCCUCUGUAGCGCUGAUCUCAGCAAAACAGAGCUUAUGACUUGUCUCAAUGAGCAUGCCAGUCGAGGUAUCUACAUGAAGGGCAGCACGUCUGCUAUCUACGCCUUCUGGCUAGGAGUAACUGGAUGCAUCCACUUCUACUUCAAGUUCAAGCACCCCGUGUACAUCCCUGGAGCCAUCACGGGCAUGAUUGCUGCCUGUGUGUCUCUUGUUUCGUCAGUUCACACCCCCUGGUUCGAUGCCAAAGAGGUGGGAACCGGUAUGAUGAAGCCCAUGGGUCUGGCUCUUGCGCUCAAUAUGUUUGUCGCAAUUGUCAUUUGCCCCGUCACCUCCUCUCACCAGUACAUGGACAUGAUCAAGAAGGAGUACAUGCUGCUCAGUUCUUUGAUCAAAUUUCAGCGCAAGUUUGUGGCCGAGACCCGACCUUCCAAUGAGACCGAGUGGCUGAAGUUCAACACCAUCGAGGGUCUUAUUCUCAAGAUCCGGGGUCUCUUCCCUGUGUUGUCGGCCAUGGAGUCUUCUAUGCCCAUGGAAGUCACUAUCACGCGGUACUCUUUGGCCCACUACCCUAGUGCAAAGAUCACCGUCUCUCGUCUUGCGUCCAUGAUGAGCGGUUUCAGCAUGUUCUAUGACUCGAUGGAAAACCUGCGACAUGCUGUGCUGGAGUACCACAAGGGUGACACACAGACUCUGGAGCGCCAGCUCAGUUUUGCAAUUGGUACCGACAAUACCAAGCCAGACAAGAAGUCCAAGAAACCGAAGGACUAUGCUCCCGUAGGUGCUUUUGAGACCCAGCACUCCAUGGCUGGUAUCCUGCGAGACGAGUGGAAGCGAGCUUCGGUUCAGGAGCAGGAUGGUGGUUCCAAGGCUGUUUCUUCCGAUCCACCGUUCUCUAUGGCUGACCUGGACCAUGUGAUGGAGACGUUGGACAGAAUCUCUGGUCCUGUUCUAGACUCUGUGGCUGAGCUACUCGAUACAAUGGUCUCCUGGACCAAUGCCUGCAACCACUUCCGAACUUACGCUUACUUCCUUCCUUGGAUGCGAAAGAAGCGAGUUGCUCUGCAAAAGGAGCAGGCUGCUCAGCUGGUGGAGGUCUACGAGCGGUACAAAGUGGUUCGAGAUCAGUUUAUUGCUGACCGCUACACCAUCUUCACUGGCGCCGAAGCUGGAGUCCUCAUUUCCCGUGUUCUUCAAGGUUCUCUGUACUGCGGCUACCUGCAGGAGAUUCUACACAACCUGGACUUCAUGGUUGAUCAGAUGAUCGACAUGGACUACAAGCAGCCCGAGCCCCACUUUGUUACUGGUCUCGGAAAUUAUGUCCAGAUGAGCAAGUUCCGAAUGUCUGUCUUCACUGGUGCUGGUGAUGCCAAGUACAGCAAUGAGACCGAGGCUGAGCAGAGCACUUUCUCUCUCAAGAGCACCAUGGCCGAGACUCGUGAUCCCGACGCCCUUCCUGGACAGCACAUUGGUCACUCUGUGGGUGGAUUCAUUCGAUCUACCUACCAUCAUCUUAUCCAGACCAAGUUCAUGGUUCCACUUAAGGGCUCGAUUUUCGUCAUCAUUGCUUCUUUUCCCGCCCUGUUCAAGCACUCGCACCACUGGUACUACACUAACCGUCUUUACUGGGUCAUUGUAAUGACUUUCCUGUCGGUGGCCGAGCUGGCUGUCGAUAACCUGUACAAUAUCAUCAACCGUAUUCUGCAUACCUUCUAUGCGGUAAUCAUCUCAAUGGUUGCAUGGUACAUUAGUACGGGUAAAGGUCAUGGUAACUCCUACGGCUACGCAGUCACCAUGGGUAUUGUCUACAUUCCCCUGCAAUUCUACCGUGAGUUCCAUCCCAUUGGUUCUCCCAUCCCUACCAUUGUGUUGGUUAUCACUCAUACUCUGGUGGUGGGUAUUUCGUGGGUCGAUGGCCAGAAGAUCUCUACCUACAGCAUUGGCGUGGGUUGGACUGUUGCGUGGCAUCGAUUUGUUGCUGUCUGCUGUGGUAUUGUCAUUGGUUCCAUUUGUUCGUACCUCCCUCACCCUUACACCGGUAAGAAGGCUGUUCGAAAGAUGCUCUCGUCUGUCAUUCAUGAGACCGGUAACCUCUUUUGUGAGGUGUCUCACUUUGCCGCGGAGAAGAUGCGCAAUCCCCGAAUCGUGGUGGACGCCAAGGCUGAUCCUAUUGCAGCUCACAUCAACGGUAUCAUCAUGAAGCUGAUGGGCGCACGUCGAACGACCAUGAUUCUCAAGUACGAGCCCGAAAUGCAGGGUCCCUGGCCUGCCGCGGUGUACAAGGAGCUUAUUGCGCUGCUCGGCGAGGUUGUCGAGCUGUAUCUGCACCUGUACACAAUUCUCAAGCGGUUCAAGGACCCAACGUUCUGGCUACCGCACGUUCUCAAGUGUAUUGGAUGGCGAAACCAAAACCUAAUGUCUCACUAUUUUGCCAUUCUCUACAUGUCUGGAUCUGCUCUGGAGCGAGGUGUCGGUCUUCCCGAGAUCACUCCUGCUCAUCUUCUGAUGGAGCAUGUCCAGAUGCUCGAUGGUCAGCUCUACAGCUUGGCCACCGAAAGUGAGGUGGGUGUGGAGGACCCCGGUAGUCCCGGAAACCCCCAAGCCUCGCCUGACAUUAUUGAAGGAGCCGUCAACGAGCAUGUGGAUGUCUCCAACGAGCGUCUUCGAACCUCGGAUGGUCUUCAGUACAUUUCUGCCCUGUCGAUUGCCAACAAGAUUUACGACCGAAUGGACCGAAUUCUGAUCCAGGUCAAGAUGAUUGUUGGUGAGCAGUACGGGUCCCAUAAUUAUUAUCUUUACGACCAUCUCAACACGGUCUAG
This is a messenger RNA of Yarrowia lipolytica CLIB122, 3567 nucleotides long. RefSeq lists its product as uncharacterized. The record is from RefSeq and is a predicted model, not a curated record. NCBI's taxonomy places the organism in Eukaryota, Fungi, Ascomycota, Dipodascomycetes, Dipodascales.